This is a messenger RNA of Nomascus leucogenys (northern white-cheeked gibbon), 3996 nucleotides long. Its product is annotated as leucine-rich repeat-containing protein 37A3-like. Lineage: Eukaryota; Metazoa; Chordata; Mammalia; Primates; Hylobatidae. The record is from RefSeq and is a predicted model, not a curated record.
GCUGCCAGAAGGGCUCCCGUUGAGUGCGCAGCACCAGCGUGUGUCAUGUCUUGGCUGCGUUUCUGGGGCCCAUGGCCCCUCCUUACGUGGCAACUGUUGCGUCUACUAGUCAAGGAGGCUCAGCCUCUGGUGUGGGUCAAGGACCCACUCCAGCUGACCUCUAACCCCAUGGGGCCACCUGAGCCCUGGUCUUCCUGCUCCUCCCAUCUCUCGUGGGAAUCUCCCCAUGCACCUGCUCCCCCAGCAGCCCCAGGGGACUUUGAUUAACUAGGGCCCUCUGCUUCUUCGCAGAUGUCAGCCCUGCCCCAGGAAUUGACUGAAAAUUUGGCUCCAUUCCUGGACACGGAUUCAGCUGGAGAGCUGCCCCUGGGGCCAGAGCAGUUCUUGGCUGCACAUCAGGAUUUAAAUGACAAGCUGACUCCGCAAGAAAGGCUCCCAGAGGUUUCAAAACCAACUAAAUUUGUUUCGCCCAAGAACCUGAAGAAAGAUCUAGCUGAGCGUUGGAGCCUUGCUGAGAUUGUUGGGAUUCUACACCAAUUAUCCAAACCUCAGCAUCAGAAACAGACUUUGCAGGAUGGAUAUUCGAGUAUGGACACACUAUAUCCCGGCAGCCUGCCUCCAGAACUCCGGGUGAACGCAGAUGAGCCUCCAGGGUCAACUGAGCAAGUUGGACUUUCUCAAUUCCAUCUAGAGCCUGAAACUCAAAAUCCAGAGACCCUGGAAGACAUCCAGUCCUCUUCACUCCAGGAAGAAGCCCCAGCACAGCUUCCACAGCUCCCUCAGGAGGUAGAACCUUCGACCCAGCAGGAGGCCCCAGCUCUGCCUCCAGAGUCCUCUAUGGAGAGUCUAGCUCAAACUCCACUGAAUCAUGAAGUGACAGUUCAACCUCCAGGUGAGGAUCAAGCUCAUUAUAACUUGCCCAACAUUACAGUUAAACCUGCAGAUGUGGAGGUUACUGUGACUUCAGAGCCCAAAAAUGAGACAGAAUCUUCCCAAGCCCAGAAGAAGGCCCCAAUUCAUCCUCCAGAGGAGGUGGAACCUUCUGCAACCCAACAGGAGGCCCCAACUGAGCCGCCAGGUCCUCCCACGGAGCCUGAACUUUCCCCCAGUGAGCAGGAGCAGCCAGCUCAGCCUUCUGAGUCUUCUGGGGAGGUUGAAUCUUCUCCAGCCCAGCAGGAUGCCCCAGCUCAGCCUCCAGAACAUCAUGAAGUCCCAGUUUCACCUCCAGGUCACCGUCAGACUCAGCAUUCAGAUUUUCCCAGUGUCUCUGUUAAGCCUCCAGACAUGCAGCUCACCAUAGCAACAGAGCCUAGUGCAGAGGUGGAAACUUCUCCAGUCCACCAGGAAGCUAUAGCUCAGCUCUCAGGUCCAGGUAAUGUAGAACCUCCUGCCAUCCAGCACGGGGGCCCACCUCUACCUCCAGAGUCAUCAGAAGUUGGACGUUUAGCAAUUCAAUAGGCGACUUCAGUUCAAUCUCUGGAACCUAUUAAUAAUGAGAACCUCUCUCCAACCCAGCAGGAGGCUGCAGCUGAGCAUCCACAGACUGCUGAGGAGGGUGAGUCUUCUCUAACCCAGCAGGAGGCCCCAGCUCAGCUUCCAGAGCCACCUAAGGAAUUUGCUGCUCAACCUCCAGCUCAUUAUGAGGUGACAGUCCCAACACCAGGCCAGGGUCCAGCUCAGCCUUCAACAUUGCCCAGUGUCACUGUUCAACCUUUGGAUCUGGGACUUACCAUCAUUCCAGAAUUCAUGACAGAGGUUGAACUUUCUCCCAUCAUGCAGGAGACCCCAACUCAGCCUCCUAAGAAAAUUGUACCCCAACUUGUAGUAUGUCGAGUGGUAACAAUUCCAACACCAGGUCAGGAUCAAGCUCAGCAUCCAAUGUCACCCAGAAUUACAGUUCAACCUUUGGACAUGGGACUUACCAUCACUCCAGAACCCACUACGGGGGUUGAACAUUCUACACCCCUGAAGAGGACUAUAGUUCCUCCAAAGCACCUUAAGGUGAUACUUCCACAUCCAGACCAGGUUCAGACUCAGCAUUCACACCUGACUGAAGCCACAGUUCAACCUUUGGAUCUGGGGCUUACCAUCACUCCAGAAUCCACAACAGAGGUUGAAUCUUCUACAGCCCUGAUGACUACAGCUCCUCCUCCAGAACACCCUGAGGUGACCCUUCCACCUUCAGACAAGGGUGAGGCUCAGCAUUCACACCUGACUGAAGCCACAGUUCAACCUCUGGACCUGGAGCUUAGCAUAACUACAGAGCCUACUACAGAGGUUAAACCGUCUCCAACCACGGGGGAAACCUCAGCUCAGCCUCCAGACCCGGGGCUUGCCAUAACUCCAGAACCCACUACAGAGAUUGGACAUUCCACAGUCCUGGAGAAGACUACAGCUCCUCGUCCAGACCAGGUUCAGACUCUGUAUUGAAGCCUGACUGAGGUCACAGGUCCACCUAAAAAGUUAGAAUCUUCGCAGGAUUCGUUGGUGCAGUCUGAAACUGCACCAGAGGAACAGAAGGCCUCCACAAGCACCAACAUAUGUGAGCUCUGUACCUGCAGAGAUGAGACUCUGUCAUGUGUUGGUCUGAGCCCAAAGCAGAGGCUCCACCAAGUGCCUGUGCCAGAGCCCAACACCUACAAUGGCAUCUUCACCACCUUCCUCCUGAGCUGCAUUGAGGCUGUCUGCAAGACAGUCAAGCUGCAUUGCAACUCAUGUCUGACUAACACCAUACAUUGUCCUGAAGAAGCAUCUGUAGGGGAUCCAGAAGGAGUGUUAGUGAAGGCAUUGCAAGCCUGGAAGCAGCACACAAGCACUGAGCUGACUAUUGAGUCGGAGGCGCCCUCAGACAGCAGCGGCAUCAAGUUGUCAGGCUUUGGGAGUGAGCAGCUAGACACUAACGACGAGAGUGAUGUUAUCAAUGCACUAAGUCACAUCUUGCCUUAUUUCUCAGAAGGAAAUCUAGAUGAAGAAUCGAUAAUGUUAUCAUUCGCUAAACUGCUUUUUUCAAAUGAAAACAGCCUGGCAAAGAUCCAAAGUGUAGGCAAAAACCUGCAGAGAGUGAACAGAGUCCUCAUAGGCCCAAGGAGCAUCCAGAAAAGACACUUCGAAGAGGUGGGAAAGCACAGCACUAGAAAAGAACAGGAUGCCCAGGCAUUUGUGGACAAUGUUGCCAAAGAAAAAAGGCUUGAGAGUCCAGCCCCAAGGGAGCUGGAACAGCCUCACAUAGUGCAGGGGCCUGAAAAGGUAGCGGGAAACACCAUCUACGCCAAGCCUUUGUUCGCCCAGGAGCAUAAGGCAGCAGUAUCCUCUAUGCUGAAACCCUUCUCCAUGGGCGUGCCUUCUGCCUCUAGCCCUGCAAAAGCCCUACCUCAGGUCAGAGACAGAUCAAAAGACUUAGCCUACACCAUUUUAAUUUUAGAAAUGGCAAUGGCUAGGGUUAAAAACAUGGAGGCUGCUAAACCAAUCGCACAUUCCAGAAAAAAAUACCGCUUUUAUAAAACUCGCUCCCGUGUGGCCCACAGAACACCCAAGGCCAAAAAGAUUAGAAAGUUUAGAAAGGGCAGUUAUCUCAAUAGACUGAUGCUCGCAAAGAGGCUGCCGUUCUCUGCAGAGAAGAGCCUCAUAAAUUCACAAGGGGUUUUUUCAUCCUUAGGAGACCUGAGUCCUCAAGAAAACCCUCUUCUGGAAGUAUUUGCCCCUUCAGAAUGUUUUAGAGAAAUGUCACGACGACGAGGAUGGGGACCCUAUCUUCGGAGCCUGAGGAUCCAGCACAGGUCCAGCUCUGUGCAGCUGCCUGCCAAGCCGCCAGAGGACAAGCCGGACGCCGAAGGCUACGAGUGGACGAUUGCAGUUAGUUUCCAACUCGCCGACUUCUCACCCCUCCACUGGCUCCGGCUUGGCAGUCCUGGUUUCGGGGUGCCCUUGGUCCCUCCCCCUCGCGUCGUCGCGUUCUCCCUUGGCGUAACCCCCAGCCGCGGGGCCGCAGACCCCUAA